ACUCCGUGCCGCAUCCUUCCCAACUACAGAGCUAGGAGUUGACCACACUGCCACUCUGUGUCUGCUCGAAACUCCGCAAAUAUCAGCUCUUCUCGUGACUGUGCCGGUCUAAGUUAUGCACAUCGGUGGAUGAAAGCGAUGAACAAUUCCCAGCGGCCUGGCUGUGGACGGUUCCAAUUCGAAAGCAAAGAGGACCUCGAUGUUGUAGGGCGUCCGAGUGCAACACAUCAAGUCGAAUGAAUGUCCGGGAAUGAAAAGCAUGGCACUCUAAGGGAGCAAAAUCGCGCAACCACUACGAGGAAAAAUUACAACCUCUGAACUUGGUCCACACUGGAGGCACCAAAAUUAACCAGAGAAUCGAUUCUAGGCUUGCUCUGUGUCGAAGGUCGAUCUCGAAGACUCUCGAUCGCUCCCCGCGGACUCCGUCCCUUCAUCUCAGCUCUGCGGCGCACAGUCGUUGGAGCCCAGGAAGAUAUGAUUCUCAGAAGCUGAAGUUUCAUGACCUCAGGAGUGCAGCAAGGUCCUGAUGGGCAGCCGCAAAUAGAACGUGAGAUAGCAGCUGUCAACAACUGUUCGGGGACGCUCUCAUCUUGCUCCCAUGUGAAUAUAACUUAAAUCGCGUUAUGUGCCGUUUCCAAAAAGUCUGUUAGAGUCUCAGACCUAUCCUGACGGGUAGAUUGGGUCGACCGCUGAACUUAGCCUUUCGCAAUUCUGUCCCCUGCUUGAACAGAAUACUUCAUGGCCGGCGCUCAACCGCACAUUCUCCAAGUCAUCAAUCCAAGAUCCUUCUCCCGCACUUUCAUAUGACUUCACUGGUCGAGAUGUCGAUUUGGGACGAUUGCGUCACUGGCAGAUGUGUUCACUGCGCAUAUAAAUCGCGAGACUGUUAUGGGGGACCCAAAUCAGACUCGAGCUACUCGAAAUGGUGCUUCCGCUUCUCUCUCUCGUUGCCGGGCUUUUGCUGUCAGCCACUGUGGCUGCAUCUCCGACCGCUCUAGAGAAGAGACAGUGCACCGCGACCUUGAAUACCGCAAUGUCUGUGGCGGAGACACUGCAGGCGCAUUACUUUGACGCGUCGUCCGGCAUGUACAACGGAGGGUCGCUCUGGACCGACGCAAACACACUCGAGGAUCUCCACAAUCUCAUGCUUGCGACCGGGACAGAUCAAUUCUCGGCGGUUGCAGACCAAUCUUUCCUGGGCCGCUCGACGCAAGAUACUAGCGCGGCGCACUGGCAGGGCAUCUUCAACGGUGCCAACGACGAUGCGCUGUGGAUCGUGCUCAGCCUGUGGAAGAUGGCAGACUACAAGGUUGCGCGGGGGAUUGAUGCGACUGCGUAUUGGUCUGGUGGAGCACCGCACACAAUUACAAGAAUGGUACAACUCAAACUCACGGAUGAACAACUGACAAACAAGUCGACAGCAAUCACAAACCAACUGUUCCUCCUGACUUCUGCGUUUGUCUUCCAAAGCGAUCUUCUCCGCACUCUGUCUCAUUCAUAUCUUAGCGAAGGCGCCAUCCGAUUCCCCUCCCAGAGCAUGUUCCUCCCGAAUGCCAUCAAGACAUGGAACUGGCUACGCGCAAGCGGCAUGCGCAACUCACAAGGCCUGUGGAAUGACGGGCUGACGCUGGACACUUGUGUCAACAACGGCCAGACGACGUGGACGUACAACCAAGGCGUUAUCGCAUCCGGGCUCUCCUCGCUGGCACUGGCCACCGGGAACACGACAUUGCUGGCGGAAGCGCAGAUCACACUCGAUGCGACGAUCGCGCAUUUGAGCGAGAACAACAUCCUCAAGGAGACCUGCGACAACGCUGCCGCGGGGGGCAGCGUCUGCGAUGCAGACCAGCAACUUUUCAAAGGGCUGUGGACCAAGCAUCUGCAAUAUUUCCUCGACCGGGCCAAUAGCCCUGCGUUGAAUUCCAAAUACAGCGGAUUCCUGGGCUCGCAGUCGUCGGCCGUAUUCCACUUUGGGACCGACGCCAACAACGACGUCGGCUCCGUGUGGUAUGCCCCAAACGCGGGUGGAUCCAUUUUCACACCCAAGACGUCAGCCAGCGGGCUCGAAGCACAUGUUGCGGACGCGAAAUACGGUCCCUGCUGAUGAUGAUACACACAAACAAUAAGUAAGUAAACGGCACAGAGUAGUGGGUAGAUAUAGCACAGAAUGUAAGUUAGUCGUCGUCGUCAUGAACGGAGCCGAAG
Molecule: messenger RNA, 2205 nt
Organism: Mycena citricolor
Lineage: Eukaryota; Fungi; Basidiomycota; Agaricomycetes; Agaricales; Mycenaceae
Source: the annotation of a GenBank genome assembly